Dentiscutata erythropus is the source of this 187-nucleotide messenger RNA. The record is from the annotation of a GenBank genome assembly. NCBI's taxonomy places the organism in Eukaryota, Fungi, Glomeromycota, Glomeromycetes, Diversisporales, Gigasporaceae.
AAAGAGGAAAGGGCGAAAGGGAGAAACAGAAGGAAAGGGAAAGUGUGUGGGAUGGAGGGAAAAGGAAAGGGAGUGGGAGAGUGAGUGUAUGAGUGAGGGUGGAGAGAGAGGUGUGGGGAGAGAGGAAGGGGAGAAGAGCGAAGGAGUGAAAGAGAGAAGUUUGAAGAGUAUAGAGAGUAAGAAGUGA